Molecule: messenger RNA, 2489 nt
Organism: Paralichthys olivaceus (Japanese flounder)
Lineage: Eukaryota; Metazoa; Chordata; Actinopteri; Pleuronectiformes; Paralichthyidae
Gene: gpr143
Product: G protein-coupled receptor 143
Biological process (GO): G protein-coupled receptor signaling pathway; melanosome organization; regulation of calcium-mediated signaling
Cellular component (GO): melanosome membrane; plasma membrane
Molecular function (GO): dopamine binding; L-DOPA binding; L-tyrosine binding
Source: RefSeq, a predicted model, not a curated record
GCACAGGAGAAGUGCAGUGGAAGACUGACACACUCAUGGAGUCAUUUGUAUAAAGUUGUGAGUUCCUUGCUGGACUCACUUGUAACUCAAAUCUUUCUGUUCUCCACCACACUCGGUCCUUUGUCGGCCUCUGGUAUUGUGGCUCAGUUAAGCUAUAACUGCAGGGAUUAAAUGGAAGCACAUGAUGAUUCAGCCCCGUGAUUUCUGAGGGAGCAGGGUCAUGGACUCAGCCAUUUCCUUUCUUUUCUAUUCUCCUUUCCCCUGCUGACACCAUAGCCCACUUCUCUCCGCUCUUUCUCUACCUCCGGUCUGUGAUGGCUUCCCCCCGGCUGGAGACCUUCUGCUGCCCGAACCGGGACGCUGCGACGGAUUUUGUGGUCACCUUCCAGCCGGUGCUGUUCGGGGCUCUGAGUCUGGGCAGCGCCGCUUUCAGCCUCCUGUUCGCCGUGCUCCAAAUUCUGCCAAAGCGCAAAGGCUACAGAAGACUGGGACAGUAUCCUCUGCCAAGGCCCGCGUCCUCCUCGCGGAUAUUGUUCAUCAUCAGUGUGUGUGACAUCCUGGGAUGCACAGGUAUCAUCCUGAGGUCGUCGCUGUGGCUGGGCCUUCCCAACAUCAUGGACCAGAUCUCAGUGGUCAACAACACUGACGUCUGGCCUGAAGUCUUCUGCGUGGGCAGCGCAAUGUGGAUCCAGUUGUUUUUCAGCGCCUCUUUUUGGUGGACCUUCUGCUACGCUGUUGACGUUUUCCUGGUGGUGAAAACAUCGGCAGGAAUCAGCACCAUUAUCCUCUACCACAUGAUUACAUGGGGUCUGGCUGUGCUGCUGUGUGUCGAAGGAGUGGCCAUGCUCUACUACCCAUCCAUCUCUGAUUGCGAGCAAGGCCUGCAGCAUGCCAUCCCUCAUUACGUCACCACGUACGCACCCAUGCUGCUCGUCCUCGCAGCCAACCCCAUCUUCUUCAACAGGACCAUAUCUGCAGUGACAUCUUUACUGAAAGGACGACAGGGAAUCUACACAGAAAACGAGAGGCGGCUGGCCAAUGAGAUAAAAAUACGCUUCUUCAAGAUGAUGCUGGUGUUCUUUAUAUGCUGGGUUCCCAACAUCAUCAACGAGAGCCUCCUCUUCUACCUGGAGAUGCAGACGGACAUCAACGACAACAGUCUCAGGAAUGUUCGAAACGCAGCCCUCAUCACAUGGUUCAUUAUGGGAAUCCUGAACCCCAUGCAGGCCUUCAUCAACACCCUGGCCUUCCACGGCUGGACAGGCUUCGACAUCGACUUCAGUCUGCAGCGGAGGAGGGAGCUGGCCUGGGACUCGCUCUCCACUUCGGUGCCCAACACCCCCAGCCACAACCCCAUGGUGGGAACUACCCUUCUCUACCAGAGCCACAUCCAGGAGGCCAAGAAGAGCAUGGCAGGCAAUGGGCAGCACCAGUCCGACGCCAUCAGUGUCCUCUCAGAAGGUUCAGAGUCUAGUACAGUUGAAAUCCACAUUUCCAGCGAGCUACGAGACUAUGAGGAUAUAGACGCUGAUGGAGAAUCUUUGGAGAACUCUGUGAGGGACUAGCUCGGGUCCACAUCAAACAACACCUCCCUCUGCUUUUGUGGAUGUGAUGCUGCUCUUCUAGUUCACAUUCAUGUGUUAGAUGUUCUUCCUCCCUUAGCCAAUACCGUGCUCUUCCGGAUUCUCCCAGAUAUCAACUGCUCACCAGACGAUGGUUUGACAGAAUGAGUCUAAAUCUUAAUUCCAAGGCUUUUUAUUUCUCUCUAAGCUUUUAUAAGUCUGUCGUAGCGUUACUUCAUAGACUUGUAGACUGUGCAGCCCCAAAGCCGCAGCACAGUCUCAUGUAGAACAGAACAACCGUGACAUUUUCUCAAUGCUACCACACAGGCGUGUUUUAAAAAGAAUAUUUCUCCUGAUUGAUUCUCCGAUUUAGACGCACACUGGGUUUUGUGCAGAGGUAUAGCAAAAGUACUCACAUCCUAUACUUAAGUAAAAGUGUAGAUACUUGUGUAAAUACACUGGUAAAAGUGUACUGAUUCAACUCAACGAUGCCUCUUUUGAUAACUCUGCAAAAUGAUAAAAGUUGUAGGCAAACAAAAUAGGACAGUCGUCCUCUUGUUUACAAACGGCACAGAGCUGGUGCAGAGGAAAGUGGACACAGUCUAGUUUUGCUGCCAAAUUUCAGACAGAAUAACAAACAGUGAACUGAACGGAUGUCCUACAUGAGCACCUGUGCUUGCGUUGAUUAAGUCCCUGUCCUCUGUACACACUGCCUGUCGCUACUAACGAUUGGAUGGUUAAAUGAGGUCCUCAGAUCAUGGCUAUGGUGGAGCACCGAGAACACAAUCACAAUUUGUGAUAUGCACUCUUUGUCUUUACACUUCUAGGGCAAAACAGAAUGUAUUUAGUGUCGUAUUUAAACAAGUUACUGUAUUUUCCAACUAUCCAUCUUGUAUUUUUGCACACAUUUAUUUUAUACUAUAUUAA